Colletotrichum destructivum is the source of this 1512-nucleotide messenger RNA. RefSeq lists its product as uncharacterized. The record is from RefSeq and is a predicted model, not a curated record. The transcript has 4 exons. Bases 457 to 1413 code for a protein of 318 amino acids. NCBI's taxonomy places the organism in Eukaryota, Fungi, Ascomycota, Sordariomycetes, Glomerellales, Glomerellaceae.
UCUUCUUCGGCUCUCCAUGAAUCGACCGUACGCACACACAGCUGGGCGCCACACUGACGGCUCAUACAAGACUGUCAAAGGACACACUUGGAUCUCAUUUGCAAACGAGUCUAGUCUCGACGCCGGGCUGAGAUGCCAAGAUGAGCUUCUGCCCUGCGAGGCUGUUGAUGGCGGACUGGUGGCGGUUGUUGACCGGCCAAGGUAGACGUCGAGGCUGUUUGAUGCUUUUGAUGGUCGACAAGCUGAAAGGAAGGCUGAUAGAAGGGGAAAUGAGGGGUUGGAAGGAGGCUUUGGUCGGCCGUAUUGAUGAUACACGAUGCAGGGCAUGAUAAAAGGUCUUUCCGUCCUCGUCACCACGUUUGCCAGAGAACAACCCAUCGAUUUGAGUCCCAAACAAACGAACAAUACAGUUGAUAUCUUUGUUCCGUACCGAUUCGUUCCUCUACUUCAAUCACUAUGUCUCGUCUUCCCCCCGCCGAAAAGCUGCCCCUGGCCCUCCGGAAGAAUAUCCGCGAUGAGUGGGAAAGCAAGAGGGAAGACCUCCAAAAGGAGCUCUCCGACGUGCUCGGCGCCGAGUGGACGCUGAGCGAGAUCAACCCCAACGCCCUCUACCCAUACGCCGGAGACGGCUACGCCAAGCAGUCCCUCGGCAGCUGCAUCGCCCAGUACGUCUCCUCGGCCAUCUACAACCUCAAAACCUUCGCCUCGAACUACGGCGACGACGGCAAGUCGGAGCUCAACUCCAUUUGCCACGCCCGCUCCCUCAUUCUCGACCUCGACGACCGGCCCAAAAAAGAGCGGGUGACUUACUGCGGCGUCGUCGUGCGCGACGGCGGCAAGUUGGCCAUUGUCUUCGCCGAAGGCAACCUCGGCACCAAUGCCGAUUACGCCCUCGACGCGUCAGGGCUGCUCAAGGCCCUCAACGACGCGCCGCCCGCGCCGGGCUCCGACGCCUCCAUGAGCCUCGCCGCGCGUACCUCGGUGAGGCAGGAGUACGACGAGAAGAUCGAGGAGACGCGUCAGAAGCUGGCCGACAUGCUGGAGAAGCCCGACGUCGUGCUGGUGCCCAACUUCGAGGCCAACUUUGCCAAGAUCCGCGAGGCCGGCAAAAAGAAGGGCAGCGAGGUGAGGGACGACUGGGAGGGCAACAUGGGCAGCUUCACGAGGAUGUACUUUGAGGGGCUCGAGUACCAGAUGUCGUACCAAAAGUUUGGCGACGACGACAUGUUGCGGGAGGGCUUCAACGAGGCCGUCGACAAGGGCGAGAUCCACUUCCGCAUCGUCGACAAGAUGGCGUACGGCACCUACGGGGAGGUCGUCCUCGAGGACGGCGCUGUCUACGUUCAGGCCCGGGCUCAUCACUUUGGCACCAAUGUCAACUAUGCGGCGGAGAAGCUUAUUGACCAGCUUUGAUGACGAGUUGGGGUGGAACGGGCGAGAAAAGACCUUUUAUGUACACCAGCUAUUACAUAUUCACCCAGGACAAUUAUCCCUGAAAAGAGUAAAAUCUCU